Messenger RNA from Cyprinodon variegatus (sheepshead minnow), 2500 nucleotides. Its product is annotated as tumor necrosis factor receptor superfamily member 1A-like. Gene Ontology annotation, cellular component: plasma membrane. The transcript has 11 exons. Bases 84 to 1259 code for a protein of 391 amino acids. Gene Ontology annotation, molecular function: protein binding. The record is from RefSeq and is a predicted model, not a curated record. Lineage: Eukaryota; Metazoa; Chordata; Actinopteri; Cyprinodontiformes; Cyprinodontidae. Gene Ontology annotation, biological process: signal transduction.
GUUCUUUUAGUUGACACAGUGGGUUAUCGCAGUGAUGACUAGAUAACCUCAAUUUUUCGAUAUUUAUUUUUCAUAUUUCUUCAAUGCAAAGCUCUUUUACACUCAGGUCUCUUGUCAUGGACUCUAUCUGGGUUGUUUUCUUGAUACUGUCCCACAUGAUCACUAGACCUGGUCUCACUGAGGCGAAAGAAUAUAAAUGCGUAGCUAUUUGCCCGCCUGGGUUCCAUAAAAAUGGUUCUUGUAAAAAUGGAACGUUUACCUGCACAGAAUGUCCUUCAGGGACAUUUACUUCCAUAAGCAACACUCGUGAUAAAUGUGUGCGUUGCGGCAAUUGCGGUCGUCCUAAAGACGAGAAACAACCUUGCACUACGACUUCUAAUGUGGUGUGUAACUGUUCAGCUGGAGAGUAUUCAAAGGAGGGUGGCUGUGAGAAAUGCUCUUCUACAACUGGUGAAGAUACCAGCAAUAAAGAUUAUGUGGACAAGUGCCUGUCAUGCCAAAGUGAAUGGUGUAAGAAAAACCGAGAAUGCUGGAAAAACUGUUCUCUGGCAAACACACCAGAUAAACCUGUGAAAGAUGAAACGAAGACUCCUACUACAAGUACAACUACGAGAACAUCUAACCCUAUUGUCGAGAAAGUGGAGAAAGAUCAUAACCACUUACCCUGGAAUUAUUUGCUGGGGGCUUUUGGAACACUUCUGGCGCUGUUGUUGUUGCUACUGCUCCUCUGUAACCUGCUCAGAAAGAAAGAUGUUCUUCCCUGCUGGACCACAAAAAAAGAUUUGGGAAGACAGACCCCAGGAAUCAAUGAACCACACAGUCAUCACUGUAGCAGCCCGACCACGCUGACAUUUGGUAUUCAUGAGGAAACUCCCAUGAUGCCCCUCUGUCAGGAACCAUCUGCUUAUAUUAACUGCUACGUGCAGCGGGCAGUUCCGGCGGGUGUUAGGCAGCAUGAUUACUCUGGUCGGUGGCCUGCCAUUGUGCUCUAUGAAAUCAUCAAGGAAGUUCCACUGCGUCGAUGGAAGGAGUUCCUGCGGCUGCUCUCUGUGCCCGACCAGCAGAUGGAGCGAGUGGAGCUGGAGACCACUCUGGGAUCCAUGGAGCAGCAGUAUCAGAUGUUGAGGCUGUGGAGCCAACGCUCCUCUGCGAGCCUGAAAGAUGUUUACUCCUCUCUGCACCACAUGGAUUUAUCAGGCUGUGCCCAGCAGCUGCAGGAGAACCUGGAGAGGCUACAGUGGAAGCCAGAGGUGCUGUAGGGCUCCUGAUUCUGCUGCUGCAUCAGGAAUGAGUACAAAUCCAUCUGUAAUACAGAUGGAGGAGGGAACAACAGUUCUCUCUGGGUGCCCUCGCAACAUUGGCAGUUUGUCUUGGAAAAGUUAAAGGACAACUGCACCGAUGUCACGUAUUUCAUGAACUCUGUAGCUGAAUAUAAUCAUGAAAGCAGAGGUGGGUUUUUAUUGACCUGCCAAGAGUUUAAGUAUUUUUCUGAGUAUUUACAUCCUCUAGUAAACACCAAACACAUACACUGCGCACUCGAAGGAGAUUUGGUCGAGAGCAGAGACUAAAGGAAAAAGAAAGCAACCGCAGCAGUUCUUAGAAGCUAUUUGUUUCUCUAAGUGUUCAUGAUAAUUCUCCAGUAAUCUAUUGUGAGAUGAAAAAAAUAUUUCUUUCAAUUGGGGAAAUGCCUCUCUUUAAGUUGUAAAUUUCUGCCUUGAAACCCUCAAACAGACACCACUCUACCUCUUUUUCUCUCAUGUGGGCAUCAUUUAUAGUCCAAAAGCAGAGAGUUGUGGUUUUACAGCAACACGCUGACGUUCAUAUAUGACUAAGACUUGCAUGCUCUAAGAGUUUGCUGAAAGGAUACAUUUCCUGCUGUAGUUCAGCUCCUGAGGUUGACCUUUAGUUUGUUUGGUGUUUUGACUAGUUGUAACAAAGACUUUAUCAGUUUUAUAAUUUCUAAUGCUCAGAGAUUUUGACUCCGUCUGUCAUGUUUGAACAACAUGGAUGCAGAGGCAUUCCUUCAGCAGGAAAGUCUUGUAGUACAGCACAGCCACUGUGGCUCACCACUUAAUGAAGGAGAUGACUGAAAUCCCCGAAGGACGUCAGAUUUUCAGUUUCCUGCAACUAAAACGGUGUCAGUGUGCAGUAGGCUGGGUUUUUCCUCACCACGCGUAUUCCAUUUAAAGUGAUAGUUGUACCUUGUGGUGUUUAAGUAUCUCAGUUUGAGAGUUUUUGUGUGUCGGUUCAGUUUAUUCACAGGAAAGGAAACAAACUUUCCAGUUCCAAGGAGGUUAUUAAUUCAUGUUUGCUUCCAAAUGUGUUUUUGAUCCUGAAACCUGUACAUGAGUUUAUAUUUUGUAGAUAUUACAUUUUUUUGUAUUUUAUGAAACUAUUUAUAAAUGUUCUUCCAAAUGUUUUCUAAUUUAAUUUUGAAUGUUUUAGGAUGUAAUAUGAUAAAGCAAUAAAGGGGUCCUGUAAUAAAUCAUGUCUAAACAGU